AUGCGGCAAGAAAUUGCUCCAUGGGGCGGGCUAGCUGUUGAACAAUUUUUGAUCAGAAAUUGGGAUCCAGCCUCAUCAGAAUCACCCACUGAGCAACGCGUUCGGCUUAUUUACGGAUUCCUUGACUUGGACGAGAUCCCCGAUGAAUUGAAUAUGGAAUUACAUGAAAUCUCGCCGUCUCGACAGCCAACCUCAGAAGAAAUAGAGAAAAUUCUUCGGCUUUGGAGACCCGAUAACCUUCGUUGGAAGGCUCAGUGGAUGCAUCAUGGCGAUAGCAUACCUGUCCUUCUCCGAACCCACUACAGCUCCGACCGAGAAGACGACGAGACACUAAAAGCAUGGACAGAUGAAGAGACGUUCGAAGACGCCUCAGACUGGGCAUGCCUCAACGACAAGAAUAUCUUCAAUUUCGGCGAUGACUGGCGGCGGAUAUUCGAGAUCCUACCCGAGGUUGCUGGCCCAGUGCCACCAAGUGAGCAACGGUAUACAUCUCCCGAUAGUUUACAGUUGUUUCGCAAGAAGUUUAAGGAGAAUAUCUCUAGCGUGAAGCAGAAUUUCCCAGAUGAUUGGAAAGAAAAAGAAAGCCGGGAUAAGAUUAUUGAGGAUCACGGGAGUAGCCUACAUAGGAUCGUUACCGAGGUCUAUCUUCUCAUCGCGGAUAAGGAAGCCUUCCAAACUAAGCAACUUCGGCUGCUCUAUUUGGAUGGUAAACGCAAUAUCGUCCGAGAGGCUCGUGUCGACCCCAAUAUUUGGCAGAUGUACGACAUUAUCAUGCAGCAUUAUACGAACCCCCUUGAUCCUUAUGAGUUUUCCACUGUUGGCGAAAAGUAUCGGGUCGAUGGGGAAUUGGGAAAGGACUUGUAUCAGUUGUCUGAGGAAGACCUUGGACCACAUGGAGGGGUGGCUAGCUAA
Messenger RNA from Penicillium samsonianum, 912 nucleotides. RefSeq lists its product as uncharacterized. Lineage: Eukaryota; Fungi; Ascomycota; Eurotiomycetes; Eurotiales; Aspergillaceae. Bases 1 to 912 code for a protein of 303 amino acids. The record is from RefSeq and is a predicted model, not a curated record. The transcript has 2 exons.